Penicillium canescens is the source of this 1113-nucleotide messenger RNA. RefSeq names its product Zinc finger NF-X1-type. The transcript is spliced from 2 exons. The record is from RefSeq and is a predicted model, not a curated record. Bases 1 to 1113 code for a protein of 370 amino acids. Lineage: Eukaryota; Fungi; Ascomycota; Eurotiomycetes; Eurotiales; Aspergillaceae.
AUGAGCACGUUGGGCGUGAUCAGUCGGGUUUCAGACGCGCCCUUGGCUAUGUCAGUCCCACAGACAGAGGUUUCAAUCCCAGCUGGGCCACGACCUCCGCGUGCUCCUAGAUCAUCUAGGCGCAGAGGGCGGGGUUCCGCAAACCGUGAAGGUCAACAACAACAACGACCUACAUCUGGGGUUGAGGGUCAAGCGACAACACAGACGCAACUGCCACCUCCUCAGUCCCAACCGGCUCCAGUAUCGCAACAGCCCAACUAUCAAAACGAUACGUCUCGCUCGCGGAAAGGAAUUCGAGAAGGGAGAGGACGGAGAAACCGGGGCAAUGCGCCUCCACGAGGACAGGGUCAAAAUGGCGGACAGGAAAGUCAAGAGACACGGCCACCUGUGAGAACUCGCGGCAUGAGAGCGCGCGGCUUUGAAGCUCAAUUAUCGCAACAUGGUCCGGCCUCGGAUGAUGGUGCGGGGCAUUUGAACGACCAUGCACUUAGGGCUGAUGUGCCGGAUUUUGUACCGGGUAUGCCGUCAGCAUCAGCUGGACAACCAUCAGGACAGUCAAAUAAAGGAAAGGGAAAAUCCAGAGCGCCGCCCCCACCGAAAGUCACUACCAAGUCAACGGCCGACGAUCUCGCCACACGAAUCCACGAAGAUAUCUCUCACAAUCUCGAUGCCAGGAUACUGAUUAUGAAAAUGGAUGGAGUUGUGGUGAGAUCUGUGGUGACUUACUUCCAUGUGGAGAACAUACAUGUCCUCUCCCAUGUCAUGAAGGCCUGUGUAGCCGUUGUGAAGUUCACAUUGAGGGCCGUUGUUAUUGCGGCAAGCUACAAACAGAAAUGUUGUGCAGCUCUCAGGACGAUAAAAAAAACAGUCGAAUCGUUCGGCAAGAUGGUUCGGAGGACGAAUGGACCGGCUGCUUUGGUUGUGGAGAUACUUGCGGUCGUCCAUUCGAUUGUGGCGUACAUUCAUGUCAGAAAGACUGCCACCCACAAGAUUCACACCCUGCCCACUGCCCGCGGUCACCAGAUGUCGUUGACCGUUGCGCUUGCGGUAAAACGCCGCUAUCUGAAAUUUCAGGAUACACACCUCGGAUAUCUUGCGAAGAUCCGAUUUUGA